Molecule: messenger RNA, 1761 nt
Organism: Haemonchus placei
Lineage: Eukaryota; Metazoa; Nematoda; Chromadorea; Rhabditida; Trichostrongylidae
Source: the annotation of a GenBank genome assembly
ACGCCAUGCUUCAAACUGAUAACAAGACGAUCUAUCGACAACUAUACGCCGUUGGCCGAGUAUCAAAGGGAAUCGGUGCGUGCAUGUGCGGACUAUUGCAUCAUGGCUGCUGGUAACGGAAGACGGAAGAAUGUGAGGCUACCUUCAGAAAUAGAAAGCGAAGAUGAGACAAUGCGAGACGCAGAAAUUCCAAAUGGAAUAAAUUCUGGAUCUGACACAGCUGAAAAAAUGAGAGCGCUUCAGAAGAAAGACCAGAGCUCAAAAUCGGAAGAGAACGAAAUUCUAGAACCUCCGAAAGAACCAUGUUUGACAAGCACUGGUUACUAUGUAGUGAUUGGAAAUGAAAUCGUUCGACCAAUAGCUAAUGGAGGAACAGUGAAGGUAUUCAACGAAGUCGAUCAAGGAGACUGUGCGAAGUUCUGUAGCAGUAAUCAGGGACCAGAUAAAGAACUGUUGGUAUGCAGCUCACUGAACUACUUCCCACUCACAAGAAAAUGCGAAUUAUACAGCAUAGUUGCUGAACCUCAUGGUCCUGGAAACCUUGUGGAGAACCAGGACGUGAUAUAUGCAGAGAAAUUCUGCUUGCCAGAGUCGCGUCAGACCUGCCAAGAAGAUGAAGUGUUUAUACUUCACGUGCAGCGAAGUUUGACUACUGUCCCAAUGUCACAGACACCGUCGCAAAGCAUCUCCAAGUGCUUAAAAGCUUGCCUUGACAACAAUUCCUGCAAGACUGGAGUAUUUGAUUCAACGAAAGAACUCUGCCUACUGUACAAAGAAGCUGUGUCCAAAUCUCAAGACUCAAUUGUGGACACCCCUCCAGGAUUCGUAAUGAUUGAGAAUGGAUGUGCUGAAAGCAAGAGAAAAACCAGUAAAAAGCGUGAAAAAGUGGAAAUUCUACCAUCACCUGUUAAGGAAGAAGCGUCAUCGGAAUGGUCUGAAUGUCACUUCCGGGUCAAUGGAGUUCGAGGUGGCCGAUCGGUGGCUGUUUGGCCUCCGCGGAUGCAGCCCUAUACGGCUUGCCUUCAAAUCAGUCGACUUAAAAUUCUCAUCUGCGGUGACAAACGUGUGGGCAAAACGUCAUUGAUUCAUGCAUUUCGAGAUGAUUACUUCACAGAGAACGUCCAGGAAACAGACGACAUGGUCUGCAAAAUGCACUACAUUCAGGAUCGACGAACGCUGUUUCAGAUGGUUGAACUCCAUAUUGGUCGAUUAUUGCCACCUGAUGCUGCCAAUGCCCAAGCCAUUCUGCUUCUAUUCGACGACGAAUCGCCAUGGGCUUUGAAAAGACUCAAAGAAUACUGGUAUUCCAAAAUUAACCUCUACUUCUCUCACGUGCCACUAUUUCUCGUCCGUACUAAAUGUGACUUAAGAAAGUCUUUCGAUCCCGAACUGGGAGAAAAAUUAAAGAGCUCAUUGCAUGCGAUGCGAUAUCUGGAGUGUUCAGCUAAGCAAAUGCAAGUUCUGGUGAACGUUCGAGAAUGUAUAACGAAUCCGGCAGCAUUUCCAGAAGUCAAACAGACGAUCGAUUCCUACCUGCCCUAUAGAAUCUUUGGCACGACUCCGGCCGUCGCGGCUAAUCCGGACCAAAAUCAACCGCCAACACCUACUCACAAUGCUUGCAACGAUUCCACUGCAACUCCAAAACAACUGGACAGCACUCAACCAAAUGAUGAACGAUCCCCUCGGGAAGAUAUGCCGACUGCAAGGGAGCCGUUAUUGGGAAAGCCAAAGUCAAGCAAUAUUAAUGAAGACGACUGUUAA